UAGAUGGCGAUCACGGCAAAUACAUACUACUAUGUUUGAAACCAGAAGAAGAAAUACCGGAAGCACAUGUGGAACGCAAACGUGUGCAGGCUUUGAAUGAUACUAUUUCGUGAUAACAACUUUAAAUAGUAGCGUUUACGAGAAAUUACGUGUUGUGAAAGACGUUUACGUCUACAAAGUCAAGAUUUCACCAUGGUUCGACAGAUCCGAGUAAAACGAUUUAAACUGCAGAAGAAGCCAGAGCAAUUUGACGACGAUGACCCUCAAGCCUAUAAGGGUGCGCAAGCCCCCGACAAGAAAUCUACAGACUUUACCAGGGGCGAGGUGGACCGGUUUCAUGAUGAAAAGAUUGCUAAACUUCUUGCCAGUGGUGACAAAGUGGAUAGUGACCUUGAGGAUGGGGAUGAUGAGGAGGAAGUGAUGGCCCUGGAUUACUCUGAGUCUGAAGGAGAUGAAGAGUAUGGUGACGACAAACAAGAAGAGGGGAGUGACAUGGAAAGUGAUCUAGAGGGGAAGAAAGAUGCAGAUCUUCCUAGUGACAUGGCGUGGGGUAACAGAAAGAACCUCUUCUACGACUCAGAUUAUGUGGCUGCCAAAGGGAAAACGCAAGAAGAAGUAGAAGCAGAGGACAAAGAGGAGGAAGAAGAAGCUAAGAACAUACAAAGACGCCUGGCUGCGAAUCUCAGCGAGGAGGACUAUGAUCUCAAUUUAUUUCAGGAAUUCGCUGUGAAGGACGAUAAGACUGCAGAAAAGGAUAAGAAAAUUGUGAAAGACCUGGAUCAGAUGUCCCAGAAAGAGAAGCUGAAGCUGCUGAAGAAGGAGUCGCCUGAGAUGCUUGAGCUUAUUCAGGAUUUCAAGGCAAAGCUGACGGAACUGAAGGAUGAAAUACAGCCGCUCAUUGAGAUGAUUAAGGAUGGACGGAUUGCUCCAGGGAAGGGGGCCGAAUAUCUCAAGACAAAACACCAGCUUUAUCUGAAUUACUGCACAAAUAUCAGUUUCUACCUGGUCCUUAAAGCAAAAAGAAUCCCCGCUCAUAACCAUCCCGUCAUAGAGAGGUUGCUCAACUACAGAAAUCUCAUCAACAAGCUGGGGCCAGUCGAUGCCAGACUGGAGCCCCAGCUUCGCAGGCUGCUAGCCGGGUGGCAGCCGGAGGAGUCCCGCCGCAGGCCUGCCCCUGAGGAGGGCCAAGUUCCUGAACAGGCAGUGGGAGAAGCUAGUGAAGACGACUCAGACUCGGACUCAGAUGAUGAGGAGGCUGCCCUGCGCUUCUACAAAGAGGUUGAGGAAAAGCUGAAGCUCAAGAAGAAGAGAAAUAACAUGGACCCAGAUGCGGACGGAAUGGAGGAGAAUGGAGAUGAAGAAGACGUUCCCACGGAUGCAAAGAGAAAGAUCACAUAUGAGAUGGCCAAGAACAAGGGGCUGACGCCCAAGAGGAAGAAGAUUAACCGCAAUCCCAGAGUGAAGCACAGAGAGAAGUACAGGCGGGCUCAGAUCAAGAGAAAGGGACAGGUUCGGGAGGUGCGACGUGAGGAGACCAGAUACAGUGGAGAGCAUUCCGGAAUCCGCAGUGGACUCAAAAAGAGCGUCAAGCUUGCGUAAAGAACCAGAGAUGUAUAAAUUACGCUGCACAGCAUAGCCAUCAUUUUAACUGUUUAUUCAAGUGCAAUUGCCUGUAUGAAGACCGAUUUUCCUAUUAUAUUUCUAUGAAUCACUUGAAAUAAACUUUUUCUGAUAACCUUUA
Molecule: messenger RNA, 1741 nt
Organism: Gadus macrocephalus (Pacific cod)
Lineage: Eukaryota; Metazoa; Chordata; Actinopteri; Gadiformes; Gadidae
Gene: utp3
Product: UTP3 small subunit processome component
Exons: 16
Coding region: 193-1599 (468 amino acids)
Biological process (GO): maturation of SSU-rRNA from tricistronic rRNA transcript (SSU-rRNA, 5.8S rRNA, LSU-rRNA)
Cellular component (GO): small-subunit processome; nucleolus
Source: RefSeq, a predicted model, not a curated record